CGAUGGUUCGUCAAACCUUGCCAGACUUGACCUUUGUCCUAACAGCACCCUUGCUUAUGAAGGCCGGCUCGUCGACCACUGGACCUUCGCCCAAACACCGUGGGUUGGCCCUCAUCCGGCGAAGCUCCGACUCCCUCCCACCCUUAUAUUUUCAGAUAUUCUGUAGGGCAGAAACUUGCCGGCCGACGGCGACGCGCCUCGUCAGAUCCCCUGUACACGCAGAGCGAGAGAGGAAAGCCUAGCCGAUGGAUCGCCACCCCAGCGGUCAGAGGGCGGAGGCGGCGAAGCCUCUUGUGCUGCUGCUUUGCGGGUCACUCGUGUACUACCACUGCGCCCUCAGGGACUCGAGCGUCGUCUCGCUUGUCUCCGACGUCUUUAUCGUCGUCGCCUGCUCGCUCGCCAUUCUUGGCCUCCUAUUCCGCCAAAUGAAAAUCUCGGUACCUGUUGAUCCUCUUGAGUGGCAGAUAUCUCAGGAGACUGCAAAUGGAGUGGCUGCUUGCUUGGCUAACACCGUAGGUGCAGCAGAAUCUGUAUUGAGAGUUGCUGCAACCGGGCAUGAUAAGCGGCUCUUUCUCAAGGCAUGGUGGUUCUUAUUCUUUAUCUCUCAUCCGUGUUGGGUAGAGCGGCCUCUGGCGCAACAAUUGCUUAUGCGGGAUUAUGCAUAGUGUGCGUGUAUUCUUUCAUGACAAGUUCGGUUCCAGUCACUUCCUGCCCUUUACAGUUUCUGAACAGAAGAGAGACUCCUUCUGUUGAACAGGAAAACUUGUAACAUUGUCUGGUUUGCACGACACUGUUGUAAAUACUUAAAGCCGCGGGAUUUCUUUAUGCAACUUCACUUUGGCAUGGGCCUCUCGUUUUACAUGGCUGGUGACUUCUUCCUAUCUGGGAUCGAUCUUUGCUUUUACACGCCAGGCAUGUUUUCUUCUCCAGACUCCAACUGCUGUAGUUCAGACGAGAAUAGGAGGAAAACGUCUUGUGAGGUUGAACACGAGAAACUGCAGAGUGGUGCAUUCAACACUUUUGUUGUCUGAUCCAAGUGUAAUUUUUGAACGAGUUCGCAAGUGCUAAAAAGAUAAUGAGACAGUAGGCGUGACCAUUUGAAAUCUUCGAAGUGAAUCUGUAACAUGAACUUCUGGGUUUCUGUUGUCGUGAAUCAUUGCAAAACUGGAUAUCCUUCUUCAGUGUGUUA
This is a messenger RNA of Nymphaea colorata (pocket water lily), 1189 nucleotides long. RefSeq names its product reticulon-like protein B23. Lineage: Eukaryota; Viridiplantae; Streptophyta; Magnoliopsida; Nymphaeales; Nymphaeaceae. The transcript is spliced from 4 exons. The coding region runs from base 246 to 665 and encodes 139 amino acids. The record is from RefSeq and is a predicted model, not a curated record.